UUACUUGAAGGUAGUUUGCUGGCAAGUAAAUAUAAUGACUAUACACUAAAACAAAAGCGGAAUAGAGUGGUAAAGAAAGUUGACCUUUCCUGUAACUCAUUGUUGGAUAAUUAAUGUGCAAUAUUUUUUAUCAAGUAGGCAUUUGCUGGACAUAAAUAUAUUUCCUGACAGUAGCCAUGAACAUCAAUUUCGCGAGAAUCACGUGUUUCUCAUUCGUCAUAACCAUAGCAACGCUUUCGUCGCAGACGGCAUCCCAGCCGCCACCGCCACUGAACUGCGAGCUGAAGUCGCCGUGUUCGUGUACUAUGGACGACGGAAGUGGCGAUGUUGACUUAUCCAGCCUUAGUGGUCCCAGUGGGCAACCGAUGUUCAAGGACGUUCUGGUGCCGGAAGAGGGCUACUAUUACUCAUACAGCCCUUGCGGCUCCUUUACGGAAGUAGAAUGUCAAGACGCGGCGGCGUGCGUUCUAGACGAGAACAAGGCGCAGUCGCAGCAGAUUGGAGACGCCGGGAGGACGUCCUUCAAUUAUGACGGCGAUCACGUUGUCGUCGCCUACACUUCCGGGGAAGGUGUGCUCAAGCUAACAAUGGUCAAUCUGAUCUGUGACCCGACGGCGUGUGAUCCUAUAUUCGUGCCCAACGGGGAGCAAGGGGCGGGUCAGUUCGAAAUGACGUUAACCACCAUCUGCGCAUGCCCAGGAAAGUGUACAGCUUCCGGUCCAACAUCCGGUUGCCAUUCUGGACAUCAUAGCAACGGAGGUUCGGUCGGGAGUAUCAGUGUUGGAACAAUCUUGGUGAUCAUAUUCUUCGCCGUUUUAUACCCUUGA
This is a messenger RNA of Dreissena polymorpha, 827 nucleotides long. RefSeq lists its product as uncharacterized. The transcript is spliced from 6 exons. The record is from RefSeq and is a predicted model, not a curated record. NCBI's taxonomy places the organism in Eukaryota, Metazoa, Mollusca, Bivalvia, Myida, Dreissenidae. Gene Ontology annotation, cellular component: trans-Golgi network. Bases 177 to 827 code for a protein of 216 amino acids.